AAUGCAUAAAACCAUACAAGUCUUUGCAAAUAUACCUUCAUCUAGACAUACUUCUUUAGUUCCUCUUAGAUCAAAGUUGUCAACAUGGAGCUUCAGAAUCAUUUCUACAAUACUACCUUUGUAGCAUCCUUGCUAUUCCUCUUGGUUAUAUUCAAAAUAGUUAAAAGAUUGAGUUGUAACAGUUCCACUUCAAAUUUACCACCAGGACCAUGGACACUACCUCUCAUAGGAAAUAUACAUCAAAUUAUCAGCAGUUCACUGCCCCAUCAUUAUUUAAAAAAUUUGGCAGAGAAAUAUGGACCAUUAAUGCACAUGAAACUAGGAGAGGUAUCACACAUAAUAGUUAGUUCUUCUGAAAUAGCCAAAGAAAUUAUGAAAACACAUGACCUCACCUUUUGUGAUAGGCCAAAUCUUCUUUUCACCACAAUACUUACUUAUAAUGCUACAGAUAUUGCUUACUCUCCAUAUGGUGAACACUGGAGGCAACUACGAAAGAUAUGUGUUCUAGAGCUAUUAAAUGUGAAACGUGUUCAAUCAUUUAGGUCUAUAAGAGAAGAAGAUGUGUCAGAUCUUGUUAAAUCAAUAUCUGCAAGUGAAGGAUCAAUUGUUAAUCUAACUCAUAAGAUAUACUCAAUGAUAUCUGGGAUAACAGCACAAGCAGCUUUUGGGAAAAAACACAAACAUCAUCAUCUAUUCAUAUCAGCAAUGGAGGAAAUAUUGAGCUUGUUGGGAGGAUUUUGUAUUGCUGAUUUAUAUCCUUCUAUUAAAAUGCUUCAAAGGUUAAGUAGGGCGAAGACAAAAUUUGAAAAACUUUGUAGAGAAACUGAUAAGAUAUUGCAAGAUAUCAUUGAUGAUCACAAAAGCAGUGACAUGAAAACAACCAAGGAUGAAGAUUUAGUUGAUGUUCUCCUCAAGAUUCAACAGGAAAAUCAUCACUCACAUCAACAUCCAUUGAGUGAUGACAAUAUUAAAUCAAUCAUCCAGGACAUGUUCUUUGCUGGUAGCGAUACAUCAUCAGGGACUGUAUUAUGGGUGAUGUCAGAGAUGGUAAAAAAUCCAAAGGUAAUGGAACAAGCACAAGCUGAGAUAAGAAAAGUGUUUGAUAAAAAAGGGUGUGUAGAUGAAACAGAACUACACCAAUUGAUAUACUUAAAGUUUGUCAUCAAAGAAACAUUAAGGUUACAUCCUCCAGCACCAUUAUUAGUUCCAAGAGAAAGUAGGGAGAAAUGCCAAAUCAAUGGGUAUGAUAUCCCAGCUAAGACAAGAGUCACUAUCAAUGCUUGGGCUAUUGGAAGAGAUCCAAAGUUUUGGGUUGAAGCAGAAAGUUUUAAACCUGAGAGGUUUAUAAAUAAUCCAAUUGAUUUCAAAGGCACAGACUUUGACUACAUACCAUUUGGUGCUGGAAGGAGAAUGUGUCCUGGCAUUGCAUUUGCCUUACCCAAUGUUGAGCUAACUCUUGUUCAAUUACUUUACCACUUUGAUUGGAAGCUUCCCAAUGGAAUGAAUAAUGAAGAAUUGGAUAUGACUGAGUCAUUUGGCAUUACUGCAGGAAGAAAACAUGACCUAUGCUUGAUUCCUAUUACUCGUCGUCUUUGAUAUGUAUUUUCCACACUAAAACAAGUUUAUUUAAGUUUUAUAUUCUACUUUCAAAGUUUUUGUAAUUAAUGUCCCUAAUGAAUAAUUAAA
Messenger RNA from Cicer arietinum (chickpea), 1686 nucleotides. Its product is annotated as cytochrome P450 71D10-like. NCBI's taxonomy places the organism in Eukaryota, Viridiplantae, Streptophyta, Magnoliopsida, Fabales, Fabaceae. The record is from RefSeq and is a predicted model, not a curated record. Gene Ontology annotation, molecular function: monooxygenase activity; iron ion binding; heme binding.